Molecule: messenger RNA, 2528 nt
Organism: Malaclemys terrapin pileata
Lineage: Eukaryota; Metazoa; Chordata; Testudines; Emydidae
Gene: MED28
Product: mediator complex subunit 28
Exons: 4
Coding region: 15-554 (179 amino acids)
Cellular component (GO): mediator complex
Source: RefSeq, a predicted model, not a curated record
CGGGGCGGCGUGUCAUGGCGGCGGCUCUGAGCGGGAUGUUUACAAACCAGCCGCCGGGACCACCUCCCCCUCCGCUUCCCCCUGGCGGCCCCGGACAGGCCGGUCUCCUCCCGGCCGCCGCGGGGCCGCGCAACCCCAACAGCACGCUGGUGGACGAGCUCGAAGCUUCCUUUGAGGCUUGCUUUGCUUCACUUGUGAGUCAGGAUUAUGUGAAUGGCACAGAUCAGGAAGAAAUUAGAACUGGUGUUGAUCAAUGUAUCCAGAAAUUUCUGGAUGUUGCGAGACAAACUGAAUGUUUUUUCCUACAAAAAAGAUUACAUCUGUCUGUCCAGAAACCAGAGCUAGUUAUUAAAGAGGAUGUUUCAGAAUUGAAAAACGAAUUGCAGAGGAAAGAAGCACUAAUUCAGAAGCAUUUGGGUAAACUGCGUCACUGGCAGCAGGUUCUAGAAGACAUGAAUGUACAACACAAAAAACCUGCAGAAAUGCCUCAAGGACCAUUAGCUUAUCUAGAACAGGCUUCUGCAAAUAUUCCUGCACCCAUGAAGCAAACAUGAUUAAGAAAGAUGUUUGAAUUUAGAUCUUUGAGUAGUAUUUUAACUUAAAGUGAAAUGUAAUAUUGAUCUUUCUACCUUGUAUAAUAUGUGAUGUAAUUUGUAAUAUAAAAUAGUGUUUUAUACUACGACAGUGAGACACAACUAAGCAUAAAAUAAAUGGGGAAGAAUCUGUAGUUUUUUAACUUUUAUCAAAGUAUGGAUUGUUUUUACAUGCAAACUGAACAAAUGCUCAUGUAUGUCUUGUAUUGUAGUCAGAAUACACUUGCAUAGAAUAUGCUAAAAACCCCUCCUAUUAUUUGGGAAACUGACAGAGCAGUCCUAAUGUAGCUAAAGUCCAGUUAAGGCACUAUAGAUAUAGAAGUACUUGCAGAGCUUAUUUGUUCAUCUCAAGUGAAGCCUUAUAUAUUGUUUUCAUGGUGAGCGUUACCUAUGAUUCUGGAGAAAUAGUGCAGACUUCUUAUUGCUGAGACUGAUUGGUCAAAUAAAUCAAAGCAAGGAUUUUCUGUUGAGCACUACUGCUAUCUGUGGCAUAGGCACUUGCCUUCGCUUGGGUGGGGAAUGUGUUUUAAAUGUGUUUAAAAAUACGUCUCUUUUCCUAGUGUAGACAUAGCCAGAAGGAGCUGAUGGGAUGUUGGUGCUAAUGGGAAAAUGCUCUGGCAUCUGAUGCUUUUAAAAACUUGUAGAAGAGCUUCCUGUUGGAAAGGGAUGGAGAUAUGGUUAAUAUUUCCCAGUCAUCCUCAUCUAAGCAUAAUGCCUGGCAUUUUCUACCCUUCCCCUGGCCUGUUUCUACAAAUAUAUGGUGCCUUCUUUUCCUCCUGAAACUCAGUUUAUACCCACUCAGUUUAAAGGUUUGGCACCUUGGGAGAAUGUUGUUGGCUUUCCUCAUCAAAGCAGAUUAGCUGAAGUAGCUAGAAAUUGAGUGUUCUCAGUUUCAGGCUGCUGCAGCUGACAUGAAAAGCCAGUGGAGAAAUACUGCCUGAUUAUAUACUAUUGGCUAAUUAGCUGAGACACUGUAAGUGAGGGAACCAGACAGCUUGUCUGCUCUGUGCUUGCCAUUAUGCUCUCAGAGCAUUGUUGCAGGAGAGAAUGUAAACUCAAACUCCCUUUAGAGAGUAGGUUUAAAUUAACUUCACUCUGCCAUAAGUGGGGAGAAGCUGCAACGCAGGAGAAACAACUCCAACUUCUGGAGCUAAAUGUUCUCUCAAAGCCUCUCUUCGAACCACUGACUUAAGGAAGCCAUCUGCUUUACUUGGACAGUACUUGAAGUUUCCCAUUUUCCUGUAGAGACUGCUACCUAUUUUCACACAAGGAAUGGGCAGGCUGCCAUAAAGUAAGUCAGUAACAAACUCCCAUUGAUUGCUGCAAGUACAGGACUGAGUUACAGGAUGGUUGCUUUUUAAAUUAACUCAAUCUAGUCUGUCUAGGCAUGUAUUUCACACUUAACUACUAUGUCCAUUUUUGUCUGUCCCUGUGAAAUGCGAGGGGGAACUCCCUGAGUGGAAAAAGGCUUUCAUCUACCUGAAAAUGACUGAAUGAUAAGAAUCUAAGUAACUAAUGUCUGUCCUUUGUGGGAUGUUGGAGUGGUUUUACUGCUAUUUGUCAUAAGGCUUCUAGUUGUUCAUUGGACUCGGAUUUUGAAAAUAUUUUUUUCACCUUAAAAAGCUCAUUUUGCUCUUACAUCUCUCACUACAUGCACUACUGCUCCAAUUUAUUAACUAGUAACUCUUUCAUUGCUGAUCAUUUUAGCAGAAUCAUCCUAAAAUAUUGAUUCUUCAGUCCCAAACCCUCCCCCCAGUUCCCACCUACUCAACUACCAGAUAUGUUGCUCUACUCAUAAUACUAGUAGCUGUAUUGUAAGUACAAAAAAAUAGUUGGCUUACUAAAACCCAAAAAUAUGGCCUUACAGGAUUGGGCAGCAGCAUAUGCUUCCAAGACUAUCGCUUUGGGAGAGACCUCUGCUGUCGGUUUUUAAAU